AUGACUUCCACCUUCUACGGCCAAUGGUUCCACGAAGCCAACGCACCCGGCGUAGUCCACUGUUUCUCCACGAAGAAGCGCUUGUUUAGUGGCCAAUCUGAUUUCCAGACAGUCGACAUUAUUGAAUCAGAAGCGUACGGGAAGAUGUUGUUGUUAGACGAUCAGGUGCAGAGUGCCAAGAAUGAUGAGCACAUGUACCACGAGAGCUUAGUGCAGCCGGCUAUGCUCUCCCAUCCUAAUCCCAAGAAUGUAUACAUUGGAGGUGGCGGCGAAGGCGCAACCGCACGUGAGGUGCUACGACACCCAUCGGUUGAGAAGUGUGUGAUGGCUGAUAUCGACCCCAUUGUGUGCAAGAUGUGUGAGGAGCAGAUGGAAGAGUGGCACGAGGGUGCGUACACGGACCCUCGCUUCGAGCUGGUGGUCGACGAUGCGAAGGCCACGCUGGAGAAGUACGAGGACGGACACUUUGACGUGAUUAUCCUGGACCUGUCCGAUCCAUUGGAAUACGGGCCUUGCUACACGUUGUACUCGAAGGAGUUCUACAACAUGUGCUACCGCAAGCUAUCGCCCGGGGGAGUGUUUGUGACUCAGUCCGGCCCCGCGUCCCUGUUGGUGUGCAAGGAUGUGUACACACCCGUGUACAACACUUUGAAGUCGUCAGACUUUGACACUGCGUAUGCGUACCAGACACACAUCCCGUCAUUCGCACACUCGUGGGGCUUCAACAUGGCCACCAAGACAGACAUGAGCGCUGAGGGUACGUGUCUACCCGCCAGUCGCCUGCAAACUUGCUCGCCAGCCGAGAUUGAUGCUGUGGUAGAUGCGCGUCUGGGCGCGGAUACGCUCAAGCACUACGACGGAGUGGCACACCUGGGCAUGUUCAAUCUGUCCAAGAGUAUCCGCACGCUACUGAAUGCGGAGGAGCGUGUGAUUAGCGAGAAGACCCCCAUCUAUGUCAGUUACUGCGACAACACGGCUGUGGCCGAGGCUACUGCGGACGAGUAG
This is a messenger RNA of Sphaeroforma arctica JP610, 1005 nucleotides long. RefSeq lists its product as hypothetical. Gene Ontology annotation, biological process: polyamine biosynthetic process. Bases 1 to 1005 code for a protein of 334 amino acids. Gene Ontology annotation, molecular function: thermospermine synthase activity. The record is from RefSeq and is a predicted model, not a curated record. Lineage: Eukaryota; Ichthyosporea; Ichthyophonida. The transcript has 3 exons.